This is a messenger RNA of Scatophagus argus, 2324 nucleotides long. RefSeq names its product solute carrier family 13 member 1 (gene slc13a1). The coding region runs from base 403 to 2274 and encodes 623 amino acids. Gene Ontology annotation, biological process: monoatomic anion transmembrane transport. The record is from RefSeq and is a predicted model, not a curated record. Gene Ontology annotation, cellular component: membrane. The transcript has 14 exons. Gene Ontology annotation, molecular function: sodium:sulfate symporter activity. NCBI's taxonomy places the organism in Eukaryota, Metazoa, Chordata, Actinopteri, Scatophagidae.
UCGAGUAAUCGUUGCUGGUCAAGCUGAGCACAAACACAGGAAACGGGGAGAAUCUGCCAGCACAGAUCUAUCAAAAGAAGAAAAUCCAUCCCCAGCAAACCAAGUACCAUAAAUCCCCUGAUACUGCCGCUUUGAAGUGUCAUAAAUUAAAAGCUAUGUGACUUUUUUAUCUCCCCUCUGUGUUACUGCAGAGAUAACCGGCAAUUAGAAAGCAGGUUUGGCGUCUUGCUCAAGAAAACACGUAACCUGUGACCUUCGAGGGUUGGAGGCUGAGUCUCUGAAAAGAAGGUCAGCUCGACACCAGGACGGCCAUGAGCCUCUGAGUUGUCUUUUAGCCUCAAAACCGCUGGAUUACAACCAGAUCCUGCCCAAGAGAGCAAAGACAAGACCAGAAGAAACAGAAUGCUGGAGGGAUGGAGCAGAGCGCUGAGGAACUAUCACAGGCUGGCCAUGAUUGUUCUCUCGCCUCUGCUGCUGCUUCCUCUUCCUCUUGUCAUCGGGACCAAGGAGGCAGAAUGUGCCUUUGUGUUGCUGCUGAUGGCCAUCUUCUGGGUGGCCGAGGUGAUUCCUCUGCCCGUGACCGCCAUGUUCCCCGCCAUCUUGUUCCCCGUGUUUGGCAUCAUGAAGUCAUCGGACGUGGCGAAGGAGUACUUUAAAGACUUCCACUUCUUGCUGGUGGGGGUCACCUGCCUCGCCACGUCCAUCGAGAAGUGGGGUCUCCACCGCAGGAUCGCCUUGAGGCUCGUCCUCAUGGUGGGAGUCAACCCUGCAUGGCUGAUGUUGGGCUUCAUGUCCGGCUGUGCGUUUAUCUCCAUGUGGGUCCAAAACACGUCGGCUGUUACCAUGGUGAUGCCCAUCGUGGAGGCUGUUCUCCAGCAGAUCCUGAAGGCCAAGGAGGGGGGAUGUGCCGGUGAAGACAACCCCACCCUGCAGCUGGACGAAACUGACGGCCAUGUUGAAAAGAUGAAAGAAUCUGUGAGGUACGUGAGGGAUGGUUCACUGCUGCUCGGUCAUCACUGCUGUCCUCUCCUGGUGCCUUCACUGUCCCUCUGUGGUGUUUGUGCUGUUCUCACUGUAUUCCUCUUGUACCUCAGUGGCCAGCGGUGUUCAGAUGCUCCUGAAGAGACGGUCACUUGUGUCCAGAUGCAGACCGCGUCGCAGCCCGCUGCAGCUCAGGUUGCUGCAGCUCCCAGCAGGAGCAAACAGGACCUGAUGGUUUGUAAAGCCAUGUGCAUCGGCUUGGCGUACUCCUCCAACAUCGGAGGCAUCAGCACGCUGCCCGGCACGUCGCCCAACCUCAUCUUCUCUGAGUACCUCAACCAGAUUUACCCGAACUGCAGCUGCAUUAACUUUGGGAACUGGCUGCUGAUGUGCCUGCCCAUCAGUGUGAUCAUGCUGCUGCUGACGUGGAUGUGGCUUUACUGGCUCUUCAUUGGCUCAGACCUCGGGUUCCCGUGGCGACGUGGAGGAGAGCAGUCUGAGAAAGACAGAGCAGCAAGAAGCGUGAUAGAAGACGAGUACAAGCGGCUGGGACCGAUGAGCUGUCAGGAGGUGUUCACCGCUGUGGUUUUCCUGCUGAUGGUGCUGUUGUGGUUGACCAGGUCUCCAGGUUUCAUCCCGGGCUGGGCGUCCCUCUUCCCUCACCACUCGGGCCACAUCACCGACGCCACCGUGGCUCUGCUGCUGGGCCUCCUCUUCUUCAUCCUGCCUGCCUACGGACCCUCCACAAAAUAUGAGGCUCUGAUCUCCUGGGCGGAGUUUCAGGCCGUCAUGCCGUGGAAGGUGGCCCUGCUGGUGGGUGGAGGCUUCGCGCUCGCUGAAGGCACAAAGGAGUCAGGCCUGUCUUUGUGGGUGGCCGAGCUGCUGACGCCUCUGGGUGAUCUGCCGGUAUUUGCCACCAUCACGGUCGCCUGCAUCAUCGUCACCACGGUAACAGAGGUGGCCAGCAACGCCGCCACCAUCACCAUCUUCCUCCCCAUCCUGUCUCCUCUGGCGGAGGCCAUCCACGUCAACCCGCUGUACGUCCUGAUCCCCACCACCCUGUGCACGUCCUUCUCCUUCCUGCUCCCAGUGUCCAACCCGCCAAACGCCAUCGUGUUCGCCUACGGACACAUCAGCAUCACGGACAUGGUGAAGGCGGGGCUCGGCGUCAAUGUGAUCGGCGUCCUGGCUGUCCUGUUGGCCGUGGCCACGUGGGGAGUCCCCUUAUUCUCUCUGGACGUGUACCCUGACUGGGCGCCGGUGCUUCCUGAGUUCAACUCCACAGCACCGUGAUGAAGGCUCCUCGUCCCUCAGGACGUCUUGAGGGCGUCUUCAGGGCGUCU